Molecule: messenger RNA, 514 nt
Organism: Dicrocoelium dendriticum
Lineage: Eukaryota; Metazoa; Platyhelminthes; Trematoda; Plagiorchiida; Dicrocoeliidae
Source: the annotation of a GenBank genome assembly
UGAGAAUUACCGAAAAGAAUUCUUUACUCAGAUUCUGCCUCCCUUGAUUCAUUCUAAUCAAUGGGAAUUUUUGGAUUGCUAUGGAUCAGCAUUCCCCGUGAUUCAGUCAAACCACAUUAUGCCCUAGCUCUGAAAACCAUAUGUCAGAUAGCUUAUCAUGUCUUCCAUUGGACGUUUCCAAGAAGAAUGAGGACGACGAAGAAAAAGUCAAGGCUUCUGCUUUAUAUUCAAGCGAGCUUUCCGUCGUAACUGAGCAACAGCUUCAAGAGCUUACUGAUGCUACCCAAAUGUACAAGCCGUUUUCCGUUACCUCUAUCAAGGCUGGCCUCGCUACACGAAGCUCAGUGGUGAACUACGAGAGUUUUAUAUUUUACGACAGGAGUUAGCGGUCAUUGAUGGUUGUCUUAUUCGAGGAUCGAGACUUGUGGCUCCAUAAAGACUAACGACAAAAAUUAGCCAGUGUGCACACGAAGGUCAUCCGGGUAUCGUACGAUCGAAGCGCCGACUGCAAGAA